CAGUAGGCCGGUUGGCCCAUGGCCCAUAGCCAGUGUUGCAUCUCACCCGCGCCACUGGCGAGGUAUCAUCCCCAAUUCCCCCAUUGACGUUGCAGCGGCGGUGGUUCCCCAUGGCCUCCGAGCAGCCACCAAGUGCGCCGGCGGCGGAACCCGCUGCUACGACCUUAACCGGCCUCGGCGGCGACCUCCUCCGCGAGAUAUUCCUCCUCCUCCCGUCCCUGCCGACCCUCGUGCGCGCGGCCUUCGCCUGCCGCACCUUCCUCGACGCCGUCCGCUCGUCCCCCGCCUUCCGCCGCCGCUUCAGCGAGCUGCACGCGCAGCCGCUCCUGGGAAUCUUCUUCGACCCCGACGGCCCCGCCAUCCCGGCCUUCGCGCCCGUCCGCCGCCGGGACGACCCGGACCUGCGGGCCGCCGUCCGGCGCGGGGACUUCUUCCUCACCGGCCUCCCCGACGACGACGACGACGCGCGUCCCGGCUGGGUCAUCAGCGACUGCCACGACGGGUACGUGGUCCUGGAGCACAUCUACACGCGGGAGGCGCUCGCGUACAACCCGCUCACGCUGGCCCUGGAUCUCCUGCCGCCGCUGCCGGAGGAGUUCUACGAGGGCUUCCAGGGCCACUACAACGGCCUCGACUACCACAUCCACGCCGCCCCCGAGGAGUGCCGCGACCACGGGGCGUUCCGCGUGAUCUACGCUUGCCACGACGACUCGCGGGCGCGCGCGGCGGUCUUCUCGUCGGACUCGGACGCCAGGGCGUGGCAGGUCCUCCCCUAUUCCGAAGCUCUGAGGACCAUCCCGGAGUCCGGCGAGCGCGAGCACUGGCUCACCGCUGGCAGGAUCGUGGACGGGUUCGUCUACUGGGUGUACUCGGAUGAGGCCGCCAUGCUCGUGCUCGACACCACCACGCUGCACUUCUCUCGGGUCGAUCUCCCAGACUACCUGAAAGGACAGACGAGCAUGUUCAGGGUUGGCAAGACCAGGGAUGGGGUGCUCUGCGUCGUCGUCGCGAUCGAAUUCAACCUUUAUGUUUGGCUCCGGAACGUUCGCGAUGACGGCGUCGAGGCGUGGGUGAGAGGCCAUCGGUUUCAGUUGGACGACAUUGUUGAGGACACCGGGGGAACACUGGAGGAACACGGCCAGCUCAAGGUUGUGAGCGUUGUCGAUGGAGUUGUCUACUUCUCUACCCAUGAGACCUUCGAAGAUGCCAAUCUUCCCUGCUGGUUCCUGUCCAUAGACCUGGAGGAGAACGCCCUGGACAUGCUCUUUCAGAGGAACUAUGACAGUCAUGUCCAUCCCUACAUUAUGCCUUGGCCCCGUUCUUUGGUUCGCGACAAGGCGUGUCUUCAAGUUGAAGGUGCUUGAUGAAAUGUAGACAAGGAUGCCUCCUUUGGGAUGUCGUAGCAACUAUAAGUCCUGAACACGAUGGAUGGAUCAUAUGGGAAGGUCUGAAGUGUAUCUGUAUCUGCAUCUUAGAGAUGUCAAGGAGCAUUGAUACUAAUUUUUGGGGUAUCUGUAUCUGGUUAUGAAUUCUUGGUGAUGUUCAGGAUGUACAAUCAUUGUUAACAUCAUGGAUGGAUCAUAUAUGGUGAUGUUCAGGAUGCCAAGUAUGUAUGCUUUGUUA
Triticum aestivum (bread wheat) is the source of this 1623-nucleotide messenger RNA. RefSeq lists its product as uncharacterized. Bases 111 to 1364 code for a protein of 417 amino acids. The record is from RefSeq and is a predicted model, not a curated record. Lineage: Eukaryota; Viridiplantae; Streptophyta; Magnoliopsida; Poales; Poaceae. Gene Ontology annotation, molecular function: protein binding. The transcript is spliced from 2 exons.